Lytechinus variegatus (green sea urchin) is the source of this 5047-nucleotide messenger RNA. RefSeq names its product prelamin-A/C-like. Gene Ontology annotation, cellular component: nuclear envelope; cytoplasm. Lineage: Eukaryota; Metazoa; Echinodermata; Echinoidea; Temnopleuroida; Toxopneustidae. The transcript has 16 exons. Bases 136 to 2475 code for a protein of 779 amino acids. The record is from RefSeq and is a predicted model, not a curated record.
CCUAGCUACCGGUCUAUUGUCUGUGAAGUGAGCGAAGCGACGGCUAAUCCAUGCGAAGUGAUUCUCAAAACGUGUUAUCUUGUUGGGAAUAGUAUUUCACGGACAUACGAGUAUAUGUGAAGGCAGCUCGUCAUCAUGAGUGCUGUUAUCUACCCUCCUGCGCCGCUGUCACGGCAACAGGAGAAGGCGGAGCUUGCUGAACUAAAUGACCGGAUGCAAAAUUACCUAGGAAAAGUGAAGAAGAUUCGUGAACAAGCAAAUAAGGUUGAUUCAUCAGCAUUACUGAACUCCAUCAGAGUUUUAGAGGAUGAGGUGGCUUCACUUAAGAACAUGUAUGACAUGGAACUAAAUACCCUUAGAAGACAGCUUGAAGAUACUACUACAUUGAAGAAUAAUGCUGAGACACAGGCACAUAGGAAUGGUGUUCUAGCUACCGAUUUACAGGAUAGGUUGUCAGUUGAGAACCAUCGGAACAAGGCUCUCGACGGUGAGAUCGACAAUCUCCAGCGUCUUUGUGCUCAGAGGGACAUGGACUUCCAACAGGCCAAAGGAAAGGCAGAGGAACUGGGACGAAGAGUGAGAGAUUUAGAAGAUGAUCUUGGAGCAUCACAACGAAAAUGUGAAGAUACCCAAAGAGGCUUGGACCGAGAGAUGGUAGCAAGGCAAGAGGCUCAGGAUGCUAGGAACAACCUUCAGAAGAAACUUGACUUUCAAGAACAACUACAUAAAGAACAAACUAAUGAAUGGCGAAACAGACUAGAAGAUGAAGCCAAUAGAAUACUCCAAUUAGAAGGAAAAGUGAGGGAGCUCAGUCGUCCUGAUAACACACUUCAAGAGGUCUUGGCUAACGUGAGAGCAGCAGCUGCCGCAGAACUACAAAAAUAUAAGGAGCAAUCAGAAUCAACAUUUCAUAGAAAUAUUCAACAAUUGAAGAACAAGAUUGAUGCAGAUGCUACAGAGCUUGAAUAUGUGGGCAAUGAGAACAAGAGACUCGGAACAAAGAUUGAAGAACAACAGUGUGACCUCAACAGGCUGAACAAUCAGCUCACUGCAGCUGAGAAUGCUAACCGUAACCUACGGGAUACUGUGUCAAUCGAGCGCGAAAAAACAGCUGCUCACAUCCGCAAUCUGGAAGACAAACUAAGAGAUAUGCAGGAGGCCCUCGUUGAAAAGAUGAGGGAGAUUACCAAGGCAACUGAUGCUAAGCAACCAAUGAGGGUGGAGCUUGAAGCUCUUAAAGGCAUGCUUUUGGAAGAGGAGAGAAAGUUAGCAAACAUCCCAGGACCAUCAAUACUCCCAGCCCGAACAGUCACCCUCCCUAGUCCACCCCUUCACCAUCGGCCAGCCACUGUGGAUCCUUCAGCUUCAUAUGUUAGGAGUACCAGCCCUCGCAGCACUAGACCAGCCUCGGUACCAGUCCUAUCCACCAUGGGCCAGGGCAAGGACUACUUUGAUGCUAUGUUUGGUGAUCUAACCCAAAGGAAGACCAUUGGUCCCAUCAUCAAGGCUAGAACUGGACCACCUAGUCCAACACCAAUCUCACAUGACUACACCACUGCAACAUCAAGUGCAACAAGCUCCUUGAAAAUCCUUGAGAUCAAUGAAGAUGGCAAGUUUGUGCGUCUCUUCAACGCUUCAGGCAACGAGGACGUUGAGGUCGGUGGUUUCCUCAUCCAACAGAAUAUCGGUGGCCAUCCUGUCGCUGUGUUUCGCUUCCCUCCGAGAACACGCUUUAGACCUGGAUCUGUCAUUACGGUGUGGUCAGCAUCCAGUCUAGCCCAUCACAACCCACCUACAGACUUUCUUUGGAAGGAGCAGCAUAAAUGGGGAACAGGUCCAGAAUGUACAACCAUUCUGUGUAAACCUAAUGGACAGGCUAUCGCAUGGACCACUGCUGCUCACCGUUUUACAAAGACUGCAAGAUCAUUUGAUGGUGAUACAGAUAGCUCAGCAGGUCAUGACAUCCUGGAUCAGGAGUACGAGGGCGGAGCUUCUAACCCUCAUCCAGAGCUUGAAGUGGAGAUUGACGGCAGGCCUGCCACCGUCUUAAAAAGAGAGAAGCAAGAUCCUCCUUCACUGUCACCAGCCAAGCACCCCCAUGGUAACUAUAGUGGAGAAUCAACGCACCCUUCCACUGGUCAGCCUAGGGUACUGACCAAUGGCAAUGAUAAUAGCAGCACAUGUAGACAGACCAGGUCCCAGAACUCUAAACCGGUUCCAGAUCCUGUUCCUGGAGAACUGUAUGCAGGUUCCGGGGCACCAGGUAGCAGAAUGGGAUCUGCAGCACUAAGGAAGUCUGCCCCGUCAUCUGCAGGAAGUUCAAGGGGUGGUGGCAGCAUUCGCUAUAGCGCACAACCAAGCCCCUUCAUGUCACCCCACCAACAGCACCACGCCCAACUCAGUCAAUUAGAUGGGGGACAGAAGGUUAGCUUCAAGCCCCCGAUGCCACGCCCACCUGUUAUAUCAUCAUGGUGAGAUGUAGGACACUCCCUCCAUGUAAAUAACCACACCCCGACUGUUUUGAAAUAUCAAGAUUAAAGAGAGCUCCCAUCAUGUCAUUGUGUAUCUAAUGGCCACACCUCCCAUCAGCUGUUUGCCACACCCCUCUUUCUUCACCUCAAUAAGGUCAUGGUAGGCCACACCCAAUAUCAAUGUUGCACCACUCCUAUUGUUGUCUUGAAAUUGAAAUGUUAAAUAUAUAAGAUGUUACAGACCUCCCUGAGUUGUGUCAGUCCUACCUUCCCAUUUAUUUCAAAAGAUUAUGAUGAUGGCCACACCCCUGAUCAGUUGUAGAGCCACUCCCACUUGUUGACUUAUGUUUGAGAUGUUGACCACACCCCUUCUCAGUGGUAUGCCAUGCAAUGGGUGAAUAGGAUAUUGCUCUCUUCUAAAACAAUUAAGAGUGAGCAAUCUUUCUGUCACACCCUACAAUGAUGUGUUCUCGUGCUCAAGAAACUUUUUAUAUCAUAUAUAUGUAUUCAUAUCCACAUCUUGUAUCUUUAACUCUGUUGAUAUCUACUAUCCAUUCUAUUCUGAAAUCUUAUUCGUUUUUAUUUAAAUGCCUUUAAAUGUGUGCAAAAAAUAUUCAUCUUAUUCCGUCCAGAACUUUGUUUUCUAUGAUCAAAUCAUAGUAUUUAAAGUAUCUAUAUCAUGUCUUUGUUUUUAAAUAUUAAUUGAUUAAUGUAUUGCAGUAACAUAUUUGUUCUUGAUAUACCAAUCAUGAAAAUAUGUGAUUCUUGUUUGUAAUUGUCUUUCAGCUGAAGCUAUGCAAAUUAUAUUGUAUUGAUAAUUAUGCAAACUAACUCUGAAGUAUUAUAUGUUUAUGCAAAUCCUCUCCUUUUUCUUGAAUUAUUUAGUAUUAUCUAUUAUCACAAGGCUUAUUUGUAAAUUUCAAAUAUUUUUAAUCCAAUAUUCAUGUAAUACAACAAAUUGUGUAUAAUAACAAACAAAUUCUAGUUCUAUAUUUUGUAAAUAUUACUAAUUUUGAAUUCUUUGUGGUGGCAAUUAUGCUGCAUAUUGAUGUGGAAAAUAUAAUUGUAUUUUAUCAUUUAUUGUAACAGUCGAUCACAUAUAUAUUAUUGUGCCAUGAUUACUUGUACAAAUAAUUUUGCUUCAAAUUGAUAUAUGCAAAUCUGCCAAGUAAGCAAUUUUUUGUCCUUUUUUUCAUUAUAAUUAUUGUGCCAUGAAGUGUAGAAAUAUUAUUUCAAAAGUCAGUUAGAAAAAGAUAACUUGCAAAUUUUCAUGAUUAGCUAAAGCAUAUUUUAUUGAAUAUGAUAUGUCAACUUUGUGCCAUUACAUAAACAAAAUGUAAUUUAAGUAGUUUGUUACUGAAUUAUGUAGACAAAUCUGUAAAAGUAUGAAAGUAAUUUUCAAUAUCAGGGCCAGUGUUUCAGAGAGCUGUUUGUAUAUUCCGCACAAGUUUACAUUCAACUUGUGACUUGGACACUGCAAUUCCCAUUCCAGGCCUGUAGCCAGGGUUUUCAGUUAGGGGGUAUGAUCAAUUCUCUUUCUCUUCGUUUUUCCUUGCUUUUGGAAAUUUUAAGGGGUGUUUGACCAACCCCCCCCCCCACUACCCUAUUGCAUUCCCAUCCUCUAAAAUUGUAAUCUGAUCUUUUACCAUUGGAAUUCUUGUUGUUGACAUGCAUAUAAAUCAUUUUUGUUUGUCAAGCAGAAUCAUUAGCCUUGUUUCUUGUAACACCAGUCUUGUACAUAUUUGUGUGUAAAUUAAAAACAGCUUUGAAACACCACCCUUUUGAUUAAAAACAUUUUUUGCUAAAUUAUUGAAACAUGGUAGCUAUAAAUUAAAAAAAAAUGAACAGAUAUCUCAUAAUGUUUUACAAUAUUAGUUUUUAAUACAUAUGUUGAAUAUGUAAUAUUAUUUAAUACAUAUGUUGAAUAUGUAAGAUAAUAUACUAUUAUCUCAAAUUCUACAAGCAUGGUUCUAGACAUAGGACUGGAUGCAUUCACGGUGAAAGCAUCUGAAAUUGAUGGAUUCAUAAUAUAUAGUGAGAAUUACAUCAGUAGGUUAAAUACAAACCUGUGUGAGAAACAAUCAUUUCUUAAUGUUGCUGCAAAAAAUGUAUAGUGGAUGUAUUUUCUUUAAUAUUUCAAAUAUUAGACAGAUUUGUUAUGAGUGAAUAGAAAACCAGGAAUGCAUAUAUUUGACAUAAGUAAUCAGAAUAGAUCAAGCUUUUAUUUUUAUUAAAAAUCAUGCAUCUUACUGUCCAAUUUUAGAGCUUUUUUUAGCGUUUUCCACAAGCACAAAUAUUAAAUUUGAAAUAAAUAGUCAGCUUUAGUGACACAUUUCAUAUUGAUAUGAAUGAGCAGCAUUUUAUUGCACUUUGGUUUUCAGCUUUUGUUGUAAGAGAGCAAAUUUUCAUUUUUUUUUUUUAGCACAUCUCAGCACAGAUUUUGAUAAUAGUUCAUGCAAAAUUAUGAAGAGUGUUUUUCUUAUAACCUAUAUGAAUUUGGAUGUUUUCAUUGUAUUUACAGUAUUGUAUUAAAAUAGAAUAUAUCGUGAAAUGAAUAUUUAUUUGUGGUUAUUCCG